AUGCUUGUGGUAAAGCGUUUGUGUCGAAAUCUCGAUUUCGGACACACGUACAAUCACAUGAGAUCGGUAGCUUCCCUUGCGGAGAAUGUGAUGAAGUAUUGGAGACGAGAGCAGCUAGAAUGUGUCAUAAACUUAAAAUACAUAGACGAGGAAUUAGAUACACCUGUCCGAGAUGCCCGGAAGUCUUCACGACUUACUAUGCCAGAGCUAAACAUCUGGUCGAUGGCCACGAUCAACAAAGAACUGCGUACCAGUGCUCAUCCUGUGGGAAAAUAUUUGAGACCAGCUGUAAAAGAACCACUCACUUUCGCAAUACACAUGCUAAUGAAAAUAAAUAUAGAUGUCCUAAUUGCUCUUGGUAUUCUGUAA
Messenger RNA from Danaus chrysippus (African queen), 369 nucleotides. The record is from the annotation of a GenBank genome assembly. Lineage: Eukaryota; Metazoa; Arthropoda; Insecta; Lepidoptera; Nymphalidae.